ACCAGAAGUGUCAGGACGAAUGCUGUGAUCGAAAAAAUGGUGAAGCGAAAACAAACGACUACCAGGAAGAGGAACUGACAGACAAUCGAAAAUGUGAAAUUGGGAAACAUAUGCAUGCUGGGACAGGUGUUCCGUUGCUAAAAUGUGAAAUAAGAUUAAACAACCUGGCUUUAUUGUUUUGUGAGCUAGCUAGGGAGACAGCUAGCUAGCUUACUUUGUGUUAAAACAAAGCGCGUCGACUUUUCUAACUAGCUGGCUAGCUACACAGAUGAGGAAAUACAUUUUUGCUCCUGCUGUUUAAGCACAAAUAAUUGAUGAUCUUGCGUACAACUGACAAUAGUAUAAGACCGACGACAAAAGUAAUUUAAAUCUGAAGAUAAUUAGCGGGGUAACUAACUAGCUAAACUGAGAGACGACAAUAUUGACGUGAAAGAUAGCUUGCUAGCCAGCUACCUGGUCAUCUUAUCUGUCCAACUACGUAGUUACACAUUAUUCGCUAACUUCUUAUGUUAGUCAGGGCACCCGUGUAACUUAAUUAAAAUGUGUACAGUCCUUAUAACUAUCUAACAGAUCUGUGAUAGGACUUUGCCGGAAGAUUAUAAGACAUAAAUGAUAGAUUUUUUUCAAUAUAAAAACGAUAAAAUGUGGCUCCAGCAAAGACUAAAGGGCCUACCUGGUUUGCUAUCCAGUAGCUGGGCUAGAAGGGUUCUUAUUGUAUUACUUAUGUUCCUGAUUUUUUAUUGGUAUCUCAGCUCCGAUGGAAUUUUGAAGUUUUUGAGUGCCUCAGGGAAAUCGGGAGGAGCAGCAGGCGUUUGUUUACAGACUGAAACCCUGAGAUGGAAGCCACUUGUUGAUCGGGGAGAAGGGGUUGUCUUUAGUCCCCAGAGCAAAGUCGUCGCCCCUGCCGUGGUCGGUAAUGGGCAUUUCUUGGUGGACAUUGACUCCAACAAACUUUGGGUGAGUUCCUCUUCUCAGGCAGGGUCACCCCCGGUUCAUUUGACAGAGUAUUCCCCUGUCGUUACCCUGGACAUGCAAGGGAAGCGCUCUGAGGCACAGGCUUCUGUGCUCUGGUACCGGAAGGGUUCCGUUCUGUCCGUACGCUGUAUCAUACCGGGAACAAGCCAGUCUUCCCGGGACUGCGUUACUGUGAGAGAGGAGUUCAUAGCGCACCGCAGCCGGCCGAACGUCUACCUUCAGCGGGUUCACGUCACCAAUCCCUCCGACAGGACGGCCACCUUCGACGUCACUUCGCCCUCUCCCUCCUUUGGAAACAAGUUUUCGGCCAGCUUGGAGAAGACGGAUGACAAGGAGUUCAUCCUAUCCACUGGCCGAGUACUGACUGAAAAGAACCACAUUGUGUUGGUGGUAGUAGCCGCCAAAAAAAUACCCAGCCGGCUACAGGUAGCUGCAAAAUCAGAAUACAUGGAGAACAUGGUGUCAGUGGUCCACAUAUCUGAACCCAUUGAGUCUUCAAAACUUGAGGAGACCUUCACCAAGCUGAGAGAUGUGGCCAAGAAGGAGAUUGGGGAUCUACUAAGAGCCAAUAUAGAGGAUCUCAUGCAGGAUCACCUGCAGGCUUGGAUGGAUCUGUUCAUUUCAGGGGUUGAGAUGAGAAAGAUUACAGACUCCCACACGCCGUCCAGCCACACAGUGAACACCACGUUGUAUUACAUCCUCUCCACGUCCACAGCGCCCCUGCUGGACAGAAGGAUAAGCGCGGACGAGCACGAGCGGCUGGAGUCCAGCCUGAAUUACGCGGACCACUGCUUCAGUGGCCACGCCACCAUGCACGCCGAGAACCUGUGGCCCGCCCGGGUCAGCAGCGUGGCCCAGAUCCUGCAGCUGGUGACGUUGUGGAACCUGACGCUGCAGAAGAGGGGCUGCAAGGUGCUGGUGGCAGCCGGGGCCCACGGCGUCAUGCAGGGCAUGGUGCUCAGCUUCGGCGGGCUGCAGUUCACCGAGAACCACCUGCAGUUCCAGGCGGACCCGGACGUCCUGCACAACAGCUACUCGCUGCGCGGCAUCCACUACAACAAGGACCUGAUGAACCUGGCGGUCCUGCUGGACGCCGAGGGCAAGCCCUUCCUCCACGUGUCCGUCAAGCCCCAGGAGAAGCCCGUCAAGCUGUACGCCUGCGAGGCGGGGUGCAUGAACGAGCCGGUGGAGCUCACCUCCGAGGUGAAGGGACACACCUUCCCCGUGAUGGUGACCCAGCCCAUCACUCCGCUGCUGUACAUCUCCACCGACCUGACGCACCUGCAGGACCUCCGGCACACGCUGCACGUCAAGGCCAUCCUGGCCCACGAGGACCACAUGGCCAAGCAGUACCCGGGCUUGCCCUUCUUGUUCUGGUUCAGCGUGGCCUCCCUAAUCACGCUCUUCCACCUCUUUCUGUUCAAACUCAUCUACAAUGAGUACUGUGGACCUGGCGCUAAGCCCCUCUUCAGAAGCAAGGUUCUGACCGCAAAUGAGGAAGUCAGUCCCUAGAGGACAGCAAUGACAUCAAGUCCUUGAUUGGAGGGAUUCUACACAAGUUUGUUUUUGCUGCCCUUCUGUCAUAUUGCGUGUUCUUUGAUGGGGUGGGGUGGGGGUAGAUGUAUGUGAGUAAUUUUUAAGUAAUUUUAAAAGAAGUUUAAAUGUUAUAUAAACUAUGGUUAUAGCUCGCUUAGUUACAAAAAUAAUAGUUUUUAAAAUUUUGUGUUGUUGGAGGGGAUGUAAUUUAUAUUUAUAAUCCAGAAAAUGUGAUGGGAUUUGCAAUGCACUGAAUAAUUGUCAUGAUAUUUUUUUCACAAGAUGAUCAAAAAAUUUUACUGAAUUUUAGAGUUCUAUUUAUUUUUUUGGUAUAAAACACUGACAUGCUUAAACUGAUGGAAAAUUUCAAAACCAGCCACAGAAAUGGGGCUCACAGAGAGCUCUUGUGUAUUUGAAACAUUUUAAGAAGCUAUCAGCAGUUUCAACAUUGAUUUAUCACACCUCAAAAAUGUCUUUAAAUUUUAAUAUAACACAUGGGGACAUGAGAAUAUUGGUCAGAUAUAAUUGUUUGACCUCAGAAUAUUAUAUUUUGUGCAAAUAAUGACAUAGCAGUGAAACAUUUGUUUUUCACCAUAACUAAUCAUAUUUUAAUUGAUGGUUGUUUGGUGUAGUUACCCAACAGGUGUUAUAAUUAAUAGAUUUGACAAAGUUUACUAAUAGUUACUUGCUUGGUCAAAAAGAACAGGGUUAGAUGCCUUGCUUGCAUGAUAACGUAACCCAUUAUCCUGCUAGAUGACCAAUGGUUUGGUAAACUGGAUGAAAUUAAGAGAUACUUGUUUUAAAAAUCGCAAAAAUAAUUUUUCAACUCGCUGGAAUUGUGCUCCUUUCUUGGGAAUGCAAGUUCUUCAUGCGUCUGCUUUUAGAUUAGUUUUUCAUUUUGCUUUGGUAGUUACUUACAGUGGCAAAACAAUAAAAACAAUUUAGCUAAAUCUGAUUGGCCCUGACCAACAUAGGUGGCCAUGUUGCCAUAUAGAAUGACAUAUAAAACAGCUAACAUGAGGAAGAACAAAGUGAGGAUGCACUGGCUCUGCUGGGCUGUAAAAUGCUCACCCAUUGGUUGUGUAAUCCGGGUGUGAGGGGAAUCGUUUGGGGACGCGUGAUGCUCUCCCAUCACUUGGGGCUUUGUGUGAGUGCAGCUGGGUUUAUCUGACUGAACACGCAGUGGUGAUGUCAUGCGUGACACCUUCUCACUGCAGGUGGAAUCAGGGUUAAUGUGAUUCAAAAACGCAUAAUGUAUACAUCUUACAGCACUGAGGCUCAGUUUGGCCUGUGGUGUUAUAUUUUGGGCAUUGUUAGUUUAUGGAGUAGUUUGUGAUUUUUAUACACUUUCUGUGUACAUAUUGGAGGGGAAAUGGUGACCAUUCAGAGUCCCACAUCACCCAUUACCUACAUCAGGGGUCGGCAACCCUGCUCUUGGAUUUUGUUUCAUUUGAGCUUGAGUCCAAGAUAUCAGUGAAUUAUUAUGAGCAGCCUGAAUGGUUAAAGCUUUAGUACCUCCAGCACAUGCUUGCUUGCAUUCGUAAAACAUAAGCAAUCCAAUUAUGUUGUUAAAGGUUUGAGCAAAAACCAGGAGCUCCUCUGCCAUGCCAGGAUCAGGGUUGCCUAUUCCUGACCUACUUCAUGCCUUUCUGUUCCUGUAUGUAUCCAUGCAAGCAAUACUGACGACUGCCAGUGUGGGUAUGCUCUUGAAACCCUUUGAACUUUGUUGGACUUGAAAUGAAGUGUGUUCACAUAGGCAGUUACUUGGGUGAAAGUUAGAUUACAGCGGGGCUGCCCAACCCUGUUCCUGGAGAUCUACCGUCCUGUAGGGUUUCUCCCCAACACAAAAGAGCACACCUCGUUUAACAGCUAGAGAUCUUGUUGAGCUCCUAAUUAGUAGAAUCAGGUGUGCCAAAUUAGGGUUGAAAUGAAAACUUGCAGCAUGGUUGUUCACUAGGAACAGGGUUGGGCAGCCCUGAUUUACAGGCUUCCGUUUAUCUCUUAAGUGAUAUAGUGAGUUCUUAAACCACUGACUGUGCCUUAUCAAGUGGAGUUAUUAGGGCUUUAAUUAUUUAUUUAUUAUUAUAUAUUAUAUGGGCAGAUAUUUUUUAAUCCAAUGUGAAUUUGGCUUGAUAAUUUUUUCUCUGCAGAAACCAAGUGUCCACUGAAUCUUAUAAAUUUGUCUCAAAGCUAUUUUUUCCCAAUGCUGCAGAAAUUCCUGUUUUUUUUUUUCUUUCUUUGGAAAUAAAAUUUCAGGGAACUUUCUCUCAAGACUUGA
Messenger RNA from Anguilla anguilla (European eel), 4789 nucleotides. Its product is annotated as KIAA2013 ortholog. The record is from RefSeq and is a predicted model, not a curated record. NCBI's taxonomy places the organism in Eukaryota, Metazoa, Chordata, Actinopteri, Anguilliformes, Anguillidae. The transcript has 3 exons. Bases 610 to 2487 code for a protein of 625 amino acids.